This is a messenger RNA of Physeter macrocephalus (sperm whale), 3069 nucleotides long. RefSeq names its product ribosomal protein S6 kinase A1 (gene RPS6KA1). NCBI's taxonomy places the organism in Eukaryota, Metazoa, Chordata, Mammalia, Artiodactyla, Physeteridae. Gene Ontology annotation, biological process: intracellular signal transduction; peptidyl-serine phosphorylation; positive regulation of DNA-templated transcription. The transcript has 21 exons. The record is from RefSeq and is a predicted model, not a curated record. Bases 19 to 2253 code for a protein of 744 amino acids. Gene Ontology annotation, molecular function: ATP binding; magnesium ion binding; protein serine/threonine kinase activity.
UCGGCCCAGCCCAGGCGGAUGGAGCAGGAUCCCAAGCUGCCCCGUCUGCGGCUCUGGGCCCUGCUCCCCUGGCUGCCCAGGAAGCAGCGGCCCAGGAUCAGCCAGACUUCUCUGCCUGCCCCUGGCCCUGGCUCUGGCCCCAGGCAGGACUCGGAUGAGGACAUCCUCAAGGAGAUCUCCAUCACGCACCAUGUCAAGGCUGGCUCUGAGAAGGCCGACCCAUCCCAUUUUGAGCUCCUCAAGGUUCUGGGCCAGGGAUCCUUUGGCAAAGUCUUCCUGGUGCGGAAGGUCACCCGGCCUGAUAGUGGGCACCUGUAUGCCAUGAAGGUACUAAAGAAGGCGACACUGAAAGUACGUGACCGCGUUCGGACCAAGAUGGAGAGAGACAUCCUGGCUGAUGUAAACCACCCGUUUGUGGUGAAGCUGCACUACGCCUUCCAGACCGAGGGCAAGCUCUACCUUAUUCUGGACUUCCUGCGUGGCGGGGACCUCUUCACACGGCUCUCUAAAGAGGUUAUGUUCACGGAGGAGGAUGUGAAAUUUUACCUGGCCGAGCUGGCUUUGGGCCUGGACCACCUGCACAGCCUGGGCAUCAUUUACAGAGAUCUGAAGCCUGAGAACAUCCUUCUGGAUGAGGAAGGCCACAUCAAACUCACGGACUUCGGCUUGAGCAAGGAGGCCAUUGACCACGAGAAGAAGGCCUAUUCCUUCUGUGGGACGGUGGAGUACAUGGCCCCCGAGGUCGUCAACCGCCAGGGCCACACCCACAGUGCAGACUGGUGGUCCUAUGGGGUGCUGAUGUUUGAGAUGCUGACGGGCUCCCUGCCCUUCCAGGGGAAGGACCGGAAGGAGACCAUGACACUGAUUCUGAAGGCAAAGCUAGGCAUGCCCCAGUUUCUGAGCACGGAAGCCCAGAGCCUCCUGCGCUCCCUAUUCAAGCGGAAUCCUGCCAACCGGCUCGGCUCCGGCCCUGAUGGGGCAGAGGAAAUCAAGCGGCAUGUCUUCUACUCCACCAUUGACUGGAAUAAGCUGUACCGGCGCGAGAUCAAGCCACCCUUCAAGCCGGCUGUGGCACAACCCGAUGACACCUUCUACUUUGACACUGAGUUCACAUCCCGCACGCCCAAGGACUCCCCAGGCAUCCCCCCGAGCGCUGGUGCCCAUCAGCUGUUCCGUGGCUUCAGCUUCGUGGCCACUGGCCUGAUGGAGGAUGACGGCAAGCCUCGGGCCACGCAGGCGCCCCUGCACUCGGUGGUACAGCAACUACACGGAAAGAACCUGGUUUUUAGCGACGGCUAUGUGGUAAAAGAGACGAUCGGUGUGGGCUCCUACUCCGAGUGCAAGCGCUGUGUCCACAAGGCCACCACCAUGGAGUAUGCUGUCAAGGUCAUCGACAAGAGCAAGCGAGAUCCCUCGGAAGAGAUUGAGAUUCUUCUGCGGUACGGGCAGCACCCCAACAUCAUCACUCUGAAAGAUGUGUACGAUGAUGGCAAACACGUGUACCUGGUGACCGAGCUGAUGCGGGGAGGGGAGCUGCUGGAUAAGAUCCUACGGCAGAAAUUCUUCUCGGAGCGUGAGGCCAGCUUCGUCCUGCACACCAUCAGCAAGACCGUGGAGUAUCUGCACUCCCAGGGGGUUGUGCACCGGGACCUCAAGCCCAGCAACAUCCUGUAUGUGGACGAGUCUGGGAACCCUGAGUGCCUGCGCAUCUGCGACUUUGGCUUUGCCAAGCAGCUGCGGGCUGAGAACGGGCUUCUCAUGACACCUUGCUACACCGCCAACUUCGUGGCACCUGAGGUGCUGAAGCGCCAGGGCUAUGAUGAGGGCUGUGACAUCUGGAGCCUGGGCAUUCUGCUGUACACCAUGCUGGCGGGAUACACUCCAUUUGCCAAUGGACCCAGUGACACACCAGAGGAAAUCCUGACCCGGAUCGGCAGUGGGAAGUUCACCCUCAGCGGGGGAAACUGGGACACGGUUUCAGACACAGCCAAGGACCUGGUAUCCAAGAUGCUGCAUGUGGACCCACACCAGCGCCUCACAGCUAAGCAGGUCCUGCAGCACCCGUGGAUCACCCAGAAAGACAAGCUCCCCCAGAGCCAGCUAUCCCACCAGGACCUGCAGAUUGUGAAGGGAGCCAUGGCAGCUACGUACUCUGCGCUCAACAGCUCCAAGCCCACCCCUCAGCUGAAGCCCAUCGAGUCGUCUAUCCUGGCCCAGCGGCGGGUGAGGAAGCUGCCAUCCACCACCCUGUGAGGGGCCAGAGCAUCCGGGCCGCAGGGCGGUGCUAGCUCGACGGAGGCAGCGUACUUCCCAGAGGGAGCGGGCCUGAGUCACAGGGCCAGAGGGAGCGGAGCCCCGAGGGGGCCCAGAUCACCCCGGGGAGGGCGUGAGAAGUGCCUUCUCCUCCCCCAGGACGCACUCUUCUCGGCUCAGGCUCUGCUGGUUGAAAUCGAUUCACUGUACAAACUCUUGUCUUUUUUUAAGGAAAAAAUGGCACCAACCACCAUGGAUUUUUACAAGAUCCAUUUGCCUUUCUGGGAGCAGAAAUAACCAGUGCAGUCCCAGGAGGGGCACUGAGUCACACUCGGGCUGUCUGUAGCUGAGACUCCUUAGAGCAGCUUUAGGGUCCCCCCUGGGGGGGACCCCUACAAUUGGCCAUCGGUAGCCAUCUGCACCCACCUCCAAGGCAGUCCAGCGUCACCUUCCAGAGCCCUUGGCUGUUUAGCAGAACUUGCUCUAUCCCCAUCGGCUCCUUUUCUGUUCUGUUCUGUUGGGGGUUCUGGAACCACUUUCUGCUAGAGGAGAGGACCUGUGGCUCCCAGCUCCAGGCACCAGCAUCCACAUUGGCCGUACCACUGGGGCCUCUGCAGUCAGGUUGGGCAGCCCCUGAAGGAGCAUCUGGAAAGCACUUUUUGGCUGACUUCUGCUGGAGUCUGCCACAGAACAGAGUUCACAGGAGGCCUGUGGGGCAGGCCAAGAGGGGCAGGGGCUUUUUUCAUUUCUUCCUCAGCUGGUAACUCAGGGUUCAUAUGUCCACGGCCUUUCUAAUAAACUUACAGUUGAGUUGAA